AUGUAUCCUCCUGAAAUCAAUCUGUUUACUGAACGUACAAUUAUCAUUAAGGGGCAGGAUAUGAACACCGUUAUUGCCGCUGAGCAGAGAAUUAGCCAAAAAUUACGUCAAAGUUAUGAGUCAGAUCUGAACAACCGAGCUUUGUAUCCGUACGGACAAGGACCAGGUGCGUUGCCGUUAAUGAACCCAUUAGGUUGCCCAGAUCCUUCUGCCUUUUUGAAUACCACGGCUAACUCCGCUUCCGCACAUAUAAGUCGUUUAGGCACUUCAGCUCCAUUAGGAAAUUUACAAGUUCCGAACCAACAGGUGCAUAUAGUUCGAAUGUGGGUUCCAAAUAGCAUUGUAGGAGGAUUAAUUGGUCCGAAGGGCGUUCAUAUACGGAACGUAAUGAGAGCUACGGGAGCUCACGUUAGAAUUGAGGGUGGUGGUCCCAAUAGGGAUAAAAAGAGCAGGGUAGAUGGUGGCACAGCUGCUUCUGAAGCAAGUGAAAUGAAUGUGGAGAAGAAGGAAAGGAGCGAAGAGGUUGCAUCGGGCAAUGAAGCGACUUCAGAUGAGAAGGAAGUGGAGAAGAAAGAGAAUGUUGAGGAUGAAGAAGUUUUGAAACCAAAUACAACUAAGGAAAAUUCUAAGGAGAGGGAUGCCAGCAAAGAUAUGCACGCUGAUGAGAGGCUUGUCAUAAUCACGGGAAAUGAACUUCAACAAUACAGAGCGAGUUUUAUCUGCGCUCAGUGUCUGAUUCAUCAGCGAGUUGCAGAACAGACUUACACAUACCCUGAAAAUUUACGCCUUUGUACAGAAGUCAGUGUACCUAGCAAAAUAGUUGGUAGAAUUGUUGGGAAAGGGGGACAGAAUGUUCGGGAGUUACAGCGCACUACAGGUGCUCAGGUUAAAAUUCCAGAAGAUAGCGGUGAGGUUGAAUCUCAUGACACGACGAUCGUCCGUGUACUUGGAAACUUUAGGGCCUCACAGGCAGUCCAAGCUCGGCUAGCACAGCUUACUUGUGACUUUGCAGAUAAACUUACUUUAUGGUCAUCAAAUGGACAAGCGUCCGGGAAGCAAGAUUCUUCGUCAGGGACACAGAAGGAGAGUCUGGGAGGCGGUAAUGAUCUGUCUAGCACCGGAUCGAAAGCUGGAUUUUAA
Molecule: messenger RNA, 1140 nt
Organism: Enterobius vermicularis (human pinworm)
Lineage: Eukaryota; Metazoa; Nematoda; Chromadorea; Rhabditida; Oxyuridae
Source: the annotation of a GenBank genome assembly